Rhododendron vialii is the source of this 1532-nucleotide messenger RNA. RefSeq names its product bZIP transcription factor 44-like. Gene Ontology annotation, biological process: positive regulation of DNA-templated transcription. The coding region runs from base 757 to 1236 and encodes 159 amino acids. The record is from RefSeq and is a predicted model, not a curated record. The transcript has a single exon. Gene Ontology annotation, cellular component: nucleus. Lineage: Eukaryota; Viridiplantae; Streptophyta; Magnoliopsida; Ericales; Ericaceae. Gene Ontology annotation, molecular function: DNA-binding transcription factor activity; transcription cis-regulatory region binding.
CAUUUUCAUGCUUUUUCCUCAUCACAUUUCGCUAUAAAAUCCUAACCAAACCCACAUAAUUCUUCCCCCUUUCUCUCUCCUCCCUCUCUCUCCUCAGCAACAUUCUGUGUUCUUCUUGUUAUCACUGAAUCUCUGCCCUCCCCUGUUUCUCUCUCCUCUCCUUCUAUGUUCCUCCUCCUGCUUAUAUAAAGCUUCCUCUUUUACGCCUGAAUCAAGAAACCCACUUCUGGGUUCUCUCAGUUCCCACCAAUUCUCCCGCAAAAAUCCCACUUUCUCGAAUCAUUUCCAUCCGGGUUAGGGUUUUUCGCUACUGCUCUGUUUCUCAACUACCAUCUCCUCUGUUCUGAACCACUUGUUUCUUUUUUCGAAGAUAGAUUAAUGCUCAACCUCUUGUUCUUGAUGUUCGAAAUUCAUGUCUCCAAUUCUCAGUGAGCUCUUCCUCUCGGGAGUCAUAAUUAAUUCCACAUAUAGACGCAGGACCCACCUCGUUCAAUCCUUCUCCGUUGUCUUCCUCUACUGGUUCUAUUUCAUCUCAUAAUUAUAACCUCGCCCUAUUUCUAUAUACCUGUAGCAAUAUUAUUAUAUAUAUAUAUAUAUAUAUAUAUAUAUAUAUAUAUAUAUAUCUGAAUUAGUCCAGAAUAUUAUUACCUGGGUCCUGUUUAAUUCCCAAUAAAUCUCUCUUAAUCCAAUAUUAUUACAAAAAUAAUCCUGUGUUUUCGUGAGGUUAUUAAUAAUUCAAAUCCAAAUCCAAAACCCAUGGCUUCCUCUAGCGGGUCCCCAUCGUCCGGUUCAACGUCUCUGGUUCAAAACUCCGGUUCGGAGGAAAAUCUCCAGCUACUGAUGGACCAGAGGAAGAGGAAGAGAAUGGUAUCGAAUCGGGAAUCGGCGAGGAGGUCUCGGAUGAGGAAACAGCGACACCUGGACGAUCUGACGGCCCAGGUUGCCGAGCUGAGGAAAGAGAACAAUCGGAUAAUCACGAGCGUCAGCGUCACGACGCAGCAGUUCUUGAGCGUGGAAGGUGAGAAUUCGAUUCUCAGGGCUCAGGUGGCUGAGCUCAGCCACAGACUGCAGUCUUUGAAUGAGAUUGUGAGUUUUGUGAAUCUGAGUGGCCGGGGGAAUGGGUUUUUGGGCACAGAGGAGCCUUACUGCACUGAAUCUUUUGAUGGGUUCCUGAAUAAUUCGUGGAAUUAUGUGGGUUUUAACCAACCCAUCAUGGCAGAGACGUUGCAGUAUUGAUCUCCAAUCACCUAUCAGUGCUCAUGAAACACUGCUGGACACGUCACGUGGGGUUCGAGUUCAAGUGUGCGGAUCCCGAGUAAUUGUGCGGUGUAUAAUCCAGUUGGGUCUUUUAAUUUUCUAGAGAGAGAGAGAGGGGAGGGUGUAUAUUAUGUUUGUAAGGAAUAAUGCAGGGAGUGGUUGAGCAUGAGGGUUGGAAAUUGGUAAGGAUUUUCAAGAGCUUCUUGCGAUUUCUCUCUCUGGUGAUGUAAUGGUUAUCGAUAAGUUGUUAAUGGUACUUGAGUUAUCUUCUUGAA